CAGAGGGCAAAGCGGCGGCAGCGGGGUCCAGUACUCUCGUUGUGGCUGGGCGGCUAGUUUAAGUUGCCAUAGCUGCGAGUCUGGGGAGAGUGGAGUCUGUUGAGUGGCAGCGUUUGGUCAGUUGCACCUUCUGGGUCGCCGGUAGCCGCGGGAGCCGGGUGGGGCCUAGGCGAUGAUCCGGCAUUAACGAGCUUGGGUCCUCCUCCGUGUCAGGUGGCUUGGGGAAAGUGUAGAAGCAACCAAAGAUUAUCAGCUUGACGAGGCCCUUUGCCCUGAACCUCAUGAAGAAAUGAUAGGAGGCAGACAUAUGUGCCUAAGAAGAGCGUUGAGCUCAGAAAAGAGCAACUCAGAGUUUUGGGGGUGUGCUUUGAGUAGCAGUUUCUGACGCCCAGACUCCUGUGAAUCUUGCUGCUGCUCUGGGUCUAGCCCCCCAGUGGGGCUGCCACACUCUAGGCUGGUGCUGGAGAAUGUCUGAAAGGGAUCUGCUACAGUUUCCCAACAAACUGACUGGUGGACUGGACAGUUGAUUUUGCUCUUUUAUAAAUUUACCAAAAGACUUUGAGGAGAUGAAGUUACAGAAGAGCACUGAUGUAAAGAAGACAGAAGGAUUUGUGUACAUCAAUGGCAGAAUCAUCGAGCGAAUCCGAUCACUUCCGUGAUCGUGACCGAUUGAGUGCCUGGGCUGCUAGAUCAACUCACAGGGGAACUCGAAGUCUUCCUACAGUAGAAGUUACUGAGAAGGUCAACACUAUAACAAGUACUUUACAGGAUACCAGUCGGAACCUGCGACAAGUGGACCAGAUGCUUGGACGAUACCGAGAAUACAGUAAUGGACAGGCGGGUGCUAUAGAACAUUUAAAAGAAAGUUUGGAACAAUCAAUCGACCAACUGCGGAGUCAACGUUUAUUGAGAAACUCAGGAGGGAGAAGUAUUUCUGUUACAAGUUUGAGUGCAAGUGACCUUGAUGGUGGCAUUGGGCCAGAGAGCCAUCGUUUUCCACCUACCUCACCUCUCAAGGACUAUGGAGAUCCACAGGGUACUAAACGAAUGAGAGCCAGAGCUGGUGUCCGGUUUGUUCAAGAGACUGAUGAUAUGGCUCAGCUUCAUGCUUUUCAUCAGUCUCUUCGAGACCUCAGCAGUGAACAAAUUCGCCUUGGAGAUGAUUUCAACAGGGAGCUUUCCAGAAGGAGCCGGUCGGAUGCGGAAACAAAAAGGGCUUUGGAAGAAUUGACUGAAAAACUUAAUGAAGCCCAGAAACAAGAAGUGGUUUCAGAUCGGGUGGAGCGGCGGCUUCAGGAACUAGAGAGAGAGAUGCGUACAGAGAGGGAGAUGGUGGAAAGACGCCAAGAUCAACUGGGAUUCAUGUCCCUGCAGCUACAGGAGGCAUUGAAGAAACAAGAAACUAAAGCAGAUGAGAAUGAAGGGGCAAUAAAAAAUAAGCUAAGACAAACUGAAACUGAGAAGAAUCAACUUGAACAGGAAUUGGAGCUAUCUCGAAGGUUAUUGAAUCAAUCAGAAGGCAGCAGAGAAACACUUUUGCAUCAGGUAGAAGAACUGCGUACACAACUUACGAAAGCAGAGGGUGAUCGAAAACAUUUACAGCAUCAAGUAUCUCAGAUUUCCAAGCAACAGUCAAACUAUCAGAAUGAACAAGAGGAGGACUGGAGGUUUAGGAGAGGGGUUGAGCGGGAAAAACAGGAUCUGGAGAAGCAGAUGUCAGAUUUGAGAGUGCAGCUGAACUUCAAUGCAAUGGCAUCUGAGUUAGAGGAAGUGAAACGGUGCAUGGAGCGAAAAGACAAUGAAAAAGCACAUUUGGCAGCACAAGUAGAGAAUUUAACACGUGAACUGGAGAAUGGGGAAAAACAGCAACUGCAGAUGUUGGAUCAACUUAAGGAAAUCCAGAAGCACUUUGACACAUGUGAGGCUGAGCGCAAGCAUGCUGACCUUCAGAUCUCAGAGCUGACUCGCCAUGCGGAGGAUGCAACCAAGCAGGCUGAGCAGUACCUCAGUGAGCUCCAGCAGUCAGAGGCCCUGAGAGAGGAGGCGGAGAAGAGGAGGGAAGACCUGAAACUGAAAGCUCAAGAAUCCAUUAGGCAGUGGAAGCUUAAACACAAGAAGUUAGAGCGAGCAUUGGAGAAACAAUCUGAAACUGCUGAUGAACUGACAGACAAGAAUAACCAGAUUUUGAAAGAAAAGGAUGAAUUGAAAAGCCAGCUGUAUGCAGCAUUACAACAAAUAGAGAAUCUUCGAAAGGAAUUGAACGAUGUCCUAACAAAGCGUGCCCUUCAGGAGGAGGAGCUUCACUCUAAGGAGGAGAAACUAAGUGAUAUUAAGGCUCAUCAAGCUGAUCUUGAAUUGGAAGUCAAGAAUUCCCUGGAUACCAUCCAUAGACUGGAAAGCGAACUGAAAAAGCAGAAUAAGAUCCAAGGCCAGAUGAAAGCUGAGAAAGCUCAUUUGGAGGAAGAAAUUGCAGAGCUCAAGAAGAGCCAGGCCCAGGACAAAGCUAAGCUUCUUGAGAUGCAAGAGUCCAUCAAGGACCUGAGUGCCAUCCGAGCAGAUCUCGCUAAUAAAUUGGCCGAGGAAGAGAGAGCCAAGAAAGCAGUGCUUAAGAACCUUUCUGACCUCACUGCACAGGCAAAAUCCAGGGAUGAAGAAACAGAUACCAUCAUCACACAGUUAAAGCUGGAACGAGAUGUGCACCAGAGGGAGCUGAAAGAUCUCACAUCAUCAUUGCAGAGUGUGAAAACGAAGCAUGAACAAAAUAUCCAGGAGCUGAUGAAGCACUUUAAGAAAGAAAAGAGUGAGGCUGAGAAUCAUAUCAGGACACUGAAGGCUGAAAGUUUAGAAGAGAAGAAUAUGGCUAAAGUUCAUCGUUGUCAGCUGGAGAAGUUGAAAUCACAGUGUGACAGACUGACAGAGGAAUUAACCCAGAAUGAAAAUGAGAACAAAAAACUGAAGCUAAAAUAUCAGUGUUUGAAGGAUCAACUAGAAGAAAGGGAAAAACAUAUAAGCAUUGAAGAAGAGCACUUAAGGAGGAUGGAAGAGGCCAGAUUGCAGCUCAAGGAUCAACUUCUUUGCUUGGAGACUGAACAGGAAUCCAUUCUUGGAGUGAUAGGAAAGGAAAUUGAUGCAGCUUGUAAAACAUUCUCCAUGGACUCUAUGGAAAAAUUAAAAGUUUUUUCAUCUGGUCCUGAUAUACAUUAUGACCCACAUCGCUGGUUAGCAGAAAGCAAGACUAAACUUCAAUGGCUUUGUGAGGAACUGAAAGAAAGAGAAAACAAAGAGAAGAAUCUGCGACACCAGCUGAUGCUCUGCAGACAGCAACUCAGGAAUUUGACUGAAAACAAGGAAUCUGAGCUGCAGUGUCUGUUUCAACAAAUAGAAAGGCAGGAGCAACUUCUGGAUGAAAUACAUCGGGAGAAGAGAGAUCUACUAGAAGAGACCCAAAGAAAAGAUGAAGAAAUGGAAUCUCUGCAGCCGAAGCUACUGUUUAAACUUUCACGUUGGGAAGAUGCUAGUCAGACUGCAGUGAGAAAUCAGAGUGAAGCUCAAUUUGAAGAAAAAGCAGACCGUGUAAUUGCAUUAGAAACGAGUACCCGAGUGGCCUUGGACCAUCUGGAGUCUGUGCCUGAGAAAUUGAGCCUACUAGAAGAUUUCAAAGACUUCAGAGAUUCCUGCAGUUCAUCUGAGAGAAUUGAUGGAAGAUAUUCUAAAUACAGGGUUCGCAGAAAUUCUCUUCAGCAUCACCAAGAUGACACCAAGUACAGAACCAAAAGUUUCAAAGAUGACAGAACCUUUCCGGAAGGUUCCCACGCUCAUGGGUUAGAUCACUCAUCCUCUUGGCAGGAUCACAGUCGCUUCCUGUCUAGUCCAAGAUUUUCAUACUUGAACUCAUUUACCAAAAGAACUGUUGCUCCAGAUUCAACUUCAAUCAAGGAAGAUGCCACAAUGAAUGAAACAAGUUCACAACCCAAAAAAGAGGAAUAUGAGAACUAAAAAAGCAAAUGUAAUUUAUUAUUUUACAAGAGUGUUUUACAGAUAAUAACAUCUCUAUUCUUACAGAAAUUUGGCCCAGAUUAUCUAACAGACAUACCUGCAGCUUUGGCUCUCUAGUAUUCCCAAACACUGACAAAAGUGACAAUACUGUUGGUCCUUGUGAAUAAGUUAAAGCAAUCCAAAUAAUAUCAGCUCAUGAAUGAUGCACAGCUAAUUUAUUUGCAGCUUAUCCUAGCACAGAAAGAAUGGUAUUUUUUCACUUUGCAUUUUCCCUUUGCAAGUGUGGUCAGUCACAUUUUCCCCACCAAAAUUUGGAUUUCUAAUUGAGGCCUUUCAAAAAUUACUGGCUAAAAAGAAGGAAAAUGAGUUUCCCUUGAGGCAAAAGUUGCCAGCACUUUAUAUUCAGGGAGCAUUUAUAUGCAAUUGCUUUUUAGAAAAAAUGCUUUCUCCCUAAUAAAUUAUCAUGUGUUAUAACAUGUCAUGGAGAUGUGCAUACAUAAUAUUGGACAGCCCACUUUAUAAAUGCUCAGGAUUUUUAUAUCCGUCAUCUCAGCAGUCUGCAACUACAUGCAGUAACUGAAAAUUAUUUCCAAUCAUCCAUUUUUAAUAGCAAUAAAGAAUUCAUAAAUGAUAUUUGAACUGUAGAGCACUGUAAAAAAUUCAUAGCACAAUUUAUUUAUUUGUCUUUUUGUGGCCAAAUAUCCUACCGUGAUCACUUCAGUCAUACCCUGAACCAUCUUUGGUUCACUGUGACUAAAAUCAUAGCACCAAGCUCCUUUGUCCGUGAGAUUUAUAUAUAAUCUUGCAUAAUUUGGUACUAUCUGCUUCUACCAUCCCAACUUUUUUCAUCAAAGUGUUUAAGAACUUAUUUCCUUUACUUACUGAUCUCCUAGUGGAGAAAGAUUUGUAUUAAAUGCUAAGUAAUAGUAAACUUUCAUGAACUGAAUCCUACUGAGUUGUGGAUUCUGCACAGACAAGGACAAUAAACCAAUACCUUUGUAAUAUGCAUUACAUUAUGUGUUUGUUAAAGUACACUUGCUUGUUAGAGUUCUCACAUUUCAUGAAGGUGCUUCUGCUCAGAUAUGUUUUCCUAACUUACCUAUUUGAUGGUACUGAAGAAGAAAAAAAAUGGCAGUCUUUUCCACGAACUCAAAUGCAACUCUUCCUAUAGAUCAUGGAGAUAUCCUAUCCAAAAAUUGCCUAACACAAGCUGUGUAAACUCUGAGAGAUGCAUUUUUGUCAUUUAUGCAUUUCAAAAAUCUCGUAUUGAGUUCCUACUAUAUGCCAGUCAUUGUGCCAGAGGAAAAAAUGAAAUUCUAAAACAGUUGUGCAUGUCACAAAGUUUGUUUAGCAUUAGGAAUUACAUGAAAAUCGGAGUGGUUUUAUCAGUCUAGCUGGAGAAAUUUGGGAUUAGAGAACAUUAAACAGAUUUGGUUUAUUUUAUCUAACUUUAGGAAUUCUUAGAGCAAUGUAAUGUACUAAGGAGCAUUAUGAGGUUUUAUUGGGAGUAUCCUGUGUAGUGUGACUCACAGUCCUGGUGAUCCAUAUAAUCUAUUUUACUCUGUGGUAAUAUUUAGGGUAUUGAGAAUUUAUUUCCUUUAUGGUUUGACUAACAUCAAAAUAUUUUAUCUCCCUGGACCUAAAUAAGCACCAGGGAAGAAAAUACAAGGCAAAAACCACAGAUAUCAUUUAAAUCCUAAGGAUAAAUGUUAGUUAAAAAACUUUUAUGUAUUAAUAGGGCCUUCGUGCAGUCUGUUCCCUUCUAUAACAACUGAUCUAAACCAUUGCAUCUGUGGUCAUUAAAAAAAAAAAUUGCACCAAACCAAUUAGACCUGAAAAAUUAACUCAAAUUAUUUACAAGGGAAAUCCUUGAAAACAUAUUGGCCAGUGAUUUUAUAACAGAAUGGAGAGGAAUCUUAUAGAGGAACUUUCUGCAUCUAAAAAAAGCCAUUAUAUCAUGUUAUUGAAUGCCUUGUGCUACUUUUGGAUGAAUGAAGGUGUCUGACUUAUAUAUGGAGCACACAAGAACUUCAAAGGCAAAGUCAACUUUCUGUGAACAACAAUUUUGUCAAAAUUC
This is a messenger RNA of Callithrix jacchus (white-tufted-ear marmoset), 6073 nucleotides long. RefSeq names its product centrosomal protein 128 (gene CEP128). The record is from RefSeq and is a predicted model, not a curated record. Gene Ontology annotation, cellular component: spindle pole; centriole. Lineage: Eukaryota; Metazoa; Chordata; Mammalia; Primates; Cebidae.